This is a messenger RNA of Alternaria rosae, 722 nucleotides long. RefSeq lists its product as uncharacterized. Bases 121 to 480 code for a protein of 119 amino acids. NCBI's taxonomy places the organism in Eukaryota, Fungi, Ascomycota, Dothideomycetes, Pleosporales, Pleosporaceae. The transcript has 3 exons. The record is from RefSeq and is a predicted model, not a curated record.
AGCUUCCUGCCAAGCUUCAUUGUCAACUUGGCAGUGAACUACUCUCUCUACUGCUUUCCCUACAAUUCAACUGUGUCCAUCUUGCUCCAAAGUCGUUUCCUACGCAAACAAUCAAUUACAAUGCCAGACGCAGCGCAGAUCAACCGUUCUAUCAGUACCAUCAAGACGGAACUGGAGUAUCUAGUCUCAAGUGGUGUUUUGGCCCCGCCGCAGUUGCAGUCUAUUCAAGCGCAGUUACCUCAACCGAACGGCCAGCAGUCACAGUAUAUCGAUCCGAAGUAUGUAGACGGUGGAAACCAAUUCAACCCCGCGUUGGUCGCGCAACAGGCCCAGGAUCCGGCGCAUCCGGCGAAUCCGAAUCAUCCAAAGCACCACGAGUGGGCGAGUAAACUGGCGCAUAAGUUUGGAAAUGCGGCGGUUUAUGGGGCUGGAGCGACGUUUGGUGCGGAUUUGGUUAACGAUGCUAUGAGGAAGUUUUGAGUUCCCGAAUGGACAUGCAGAGCCGUUGAUUCGUUCUCCUGUAGUGAUAAUUUGGUAGUGACUCACUCUGAGAAGUAUGAUUCUGGCCACCCAUGGAUCUUACUCUCGGCACCUUCCACUCCAAAAUAACGUAUCUUUAACACGGGAUUAUAUAGCUUAACAUCUUGAUCCCACCCUCCAACACCAAUUCCUCCUCGAGCAUCUCAGUACCUUCACCAUGCCACCAACCAACUCAGACACCG